Molecule: messenger RNA, 1098 nt
Organism: Lepidothrix coronata (blue-crowned manakin)
Lineage: Eukaryota; Metazoa; Chordata; Aves; Passeriformes; Pipridae
Gene: PMM1
Product: phosphomannomutase 1
Exons: 8
Coding region: 32-802 (256 amino acids)
Biological process (GO): protein N-linked glycosylation; mannose metabolic process; GDP-mannose biosynthetic process
Cellular component (GO): cytosol
Molecular function (GO): phosphomannomutase activity
Source: RefSeq, a predicted model, not a curated record
CCCGCCCGCAGAGCCCGGGCCGGCGGCGGGCAUGGCGGCGGCGCGGGGCCGGGUGCUGUGCCUCUUCGAUGUGGACGGGACCCUGACGCCGCCUCGGCAGAAAAUCGAGCCGGAGGUGGAUGCGUUCCUGCGGGAGCUGCGGGAGAGGGUGCUCAUCGGCGUGGUGGGAGGCUCCGACUAUGCCAAAAUAGCCGAGCAGCUGGGGGACGGGGACGAAGUCAUUGAAAAGUUUGACUACGUCUUUGCAGAGAACGGCACAGUGCAAUACAAGAAUGGGCAGCUGGUCUCCAAGCAGGCCAUUCAGGAUCACCUGGGGGAAGAGCUGCUGCAGGAUCUGAUCAACUUUUGUCUCAACUACAUGGCAUUGCUGAAGCUGCCCAAGAAACGAGGAACCUUCAUUGAGUUUCGCAACGGGAUGCUGAACAUCUCCCCCAUCGGACGAAGCUGCACCCCAGAAGAGCGAAUUGAGUUCUCUGAGCUGGACAAGAAAGAGCGGAUCCGGGAGAAGUUUGUGGCAGCCUUGCAGAGGGAGUUUGCUGGCAAGGGCCUGCGUUUCUCCCGAGGUGGCAUGAUCAGCUUUGACGUGUUCCCAGAGGGCUGGGACAAGCGCUACUGCCUCAAUGUGCUCGACGACGAGAGAUUUGACACUAUCCACUUCUUUGGGAAUGAGACGACCCCUGGAGGGAACGACUAUGAAAUCUAUGAUGAUCCCCGCACUGUGGGACACAGUGUCCAGUCCCCCCAAGACACGGUCCAGCGAUGCCGCGAAAUCUUCUUUCCAGAAAGAGCCAAUGAGUGCUGACUGCCAGGUCCUUGCAGCCCUGCCCCAGUCCCACCCUCUCCCCCCACCAGGAAAAGCACCUUGAUUUGAGGAAUCUGCUCAGGGUAGACCAAAAAAACACUUCACAGAGCUGGUGAGGAUGUAACACGAGCACGGGUGGGUGGCAGGAGGGAGCCUUAGCUGAGCAGCCCUUCGGCACUCCCCAUCUGUGGCUGGGGGUUGUAGUACCAGACCCUUCUCGCCUUCAGAGAAACUUCUCUUGACAGUUCAGCUGUGGUGGGCGGUGAUGCAGAUGCUUUUGUGGUUGGAAAGUAUUC